AUGAACUUACUACGUGAAUUGCAGUCAAAUGAGCCUUUGGACUAUAAAAAUUACUUACGGAUGGAAAACCAUUCAUUUUUUGAGCUUCUAAACUUAGUUAGCCCGUAUAUUGAGAAGAAAAAUACUGUUAUGCGUGAAAGCAUUUCUGCAGAGGAACGAUUAGUUGCUACAUUACGAUUCUUAUCUACCGGACGCAGUUAUGAGGACCUCAAGUAUUCGUGUGCAGUCUCAGCCCAGGCUCUUGGGAAGAUAAUUCCUGAAACCUGUUGGGCAAUAUAUCAAGUUUUGAGUGAUUUCAAAAUGCCUAAAAGUGAAGUAGAAUGGCAGCAAAUAGCAAGUGACUUCAAAAAUCAAUGGAACUUUGAUAAUUGUUUAGGAGCUAUGGAUGGCAAACACAUUGUAAUUUCAAAGCCACCAAAUAGUGGGUCCUACUACUAUAAUUACAAAGGAACAUUUAGUGUUGUUUUAUUCGGGAUAGUAAACGCAAACUAUGAAUUCAUUUAUGUAAAUAGUGGCACUAAUGGCAGAGUAUCGGAUGGAGGUAUUCUUAGACAUACAGAUUUUUUCAGAAAAUUAGAAAAUAAUGAGUUACAAAUACCAUCUCAUCGAUGUCCCCCACAAGUUGAUUAUAAAUUACCAUAUGUCUUUCUUGGGGAUGCGGCCUUUCCUCUAAUGGAGAAUUUAAUGAAGCCAUAUUCCACACAUUGUUCAGGUCACGAUGAACAUAUAUUUAAUUAUAGAUUAUCUCGGGCCAGGAGAGUGGUUGAAAAUUCCUUUGGAAUUUUGGCAUCACGGUUUCGAAUAUUUUUGCAACCAAUAAAUAUUGAUGUCAAACAUGAAGAUGCGGUAGUUAUGGCUAGCUGUGCCUUACAUAAUUACCUGAGACGAAAUUCAAGCACUCACUACACCUCAACUAAUCAUUUGGAUUAUGAGGACAUUGACAAUGGAAAUGUUAUUCUAGGUCAAUGGCGACAAGCGGGCGAUUUGGUUCCACUGCAAAGAUCAACGUUUGUUGCACCUCGCGACGCAAAAACUAUCAGAGAUCAGUUUAAAAAUUAUUUCACUAAUGAAGGAAAAGUAUCAUUUCAAGAGACAAUGAUUAAUAAUAGAUAA
Messenger RNA from Acyrthosiphon pisum (pea aphid), 1113 nucleotides. RefSeq names its product protein ALP1-like. Lineage: Eukaryota; Metazoa; Arthropoda; Insecta; Hemiptera; Aphididae. The transcript is spliced from 3 exons. The record is from RefSeq and is a predicted model, not a curated record. Bases 1 to 1113 code for a protein of 370 amino acids.